CGGUAGGGGGGGCGCGGUUCGGGCCUUGUCCAGGUGCCCCUUGGGGCCACUUCUAGGGUGUGAACGAUGGCAGCCAGAAAAGGGAGGGGAGAGCAGCAGUUUGUCCCAGUCAGUAAGGACAAACAGAGGCAGUCAGAGCUCAAGUUCUGCGGAUUCAAGUUGAUAACAAAGGGGCAAACACUGCCGGCCUCCAAUGGGAAUUUUCUCAUGGAGUGCAAGUUGUGCGGCCGGGGUUUUCAGGGCAGUCAAUCGAAGGCCGCACAACACUUCACAAUAAAGAACAACUGCGCUAAAGUCACCGCGGAGCAGCUCGCGGAGAUCUGGAACAAGACCACCUACCUGUUCGAUCAGAGCCACCAUCGGAAGAUCAUCGACUUCCUGAGGUCUCGUGGGUUUCGAGACAAUAGAAAUACUUCAGGGAGGGAGCAAGCGGGGGAGGAGUAUGAUGACAGCGAGCAGGAGAGGAGGGCGGCCGAGGGGGGAGGUGAUGAUAGUGACAGUGAUUCACAGGACAUGGACGUGCGGCGAGAGGCGGAGCGCGCCAGGGGAAAGAUGAGGGGGGACAAGGCCGUUGCCGAGGACAGCACCCCGGACGAGCACGACGAUGACGACGAUGACGAGGACGAUCAGGGUGCAUACCUUGGGACGUCUCUUGAUGGGGGUCUGAUGGCCGCUGGUCGUCGAGGCCAAGAGGGGGGUGCCAAAGUGAUGAAGGACGCCGUGCAGUCGAAGAACAGAAAGAGGAAGGCAACGACACCAGCUCCUCCUCUGCUGAAGAAGGGCAAAGUCCUUCGACAGACUUCCAUGAUAGAGACCUUCGAUCCGGUGUGGCAACGAGAGUUUUCGAACGAGUUCCUGCAGUGGUGGUACGUGAGCGGGAUUCCAUUCGAGGCGGCGAGGAGGGCGGAGUACCAGCGAGUGAGGAAGCGGUUGCUCGAGUGUCCGCCGUAUACACAUCCUGCGUUGCCCACGCACCGUCUCAUUUUCGGCGACCGUAUCCCAGAGCAGCAGCGAGUUAUGGCGGAGAUGGUGGCGGCCGUCCGCAAGAACAUUGCGGCGACGGGAACGACCAUCCUCACGGAUGGUCGGAAGUCUAUCACUAGUGACCAGAUCGUCAACUUCCUUGCUGCUGGGCCCACAGAAGCUUAUCUUUUCAGGGCUGUGCAGCGCGACGGUGUUGUCCAGGAGACAGCCGAGGUGGUGGUGGAGCGAUGGAAGGACGUGUUCGACAGCUUCGGUGUCGAAAACGUCAACGCCAUUUGCACGGAUUCUGCGUCCGCGUAUGUGGCUGCAUCCAAGCUCCUGGCGAAGGAGAAGGUCAAGUACAGCCGCAUUACUUGGCUUUUCCGUGACGGCACCCCCGGGAAGCUUGGGAAGAGCGAGGACACCAUCAUCAGGGCUCGAGCAGUCGUGCGGAUCAUCAGAGAGCACAAGGCGGAUCAAAGCCUUUACCGAUGGUUAUCUGCCGCCCACCCCUCUUCCGCCUCCGCAGUUGCGGCCAGUUCCAGCGCUGCGCCACCCUCUUCUCAGCGGCGAGGCAGAGAGCUUGUGUACCCCGCACAGACGAGGUUUGCUACCCACUACUUGAUGUUGGAGAGGUUGUUGGAUCAUCGCCGAGCGUUGGAGGCGUUGAUGAUGAGCGACAACUGGUUGCGGACUGCAUGGAGGAGGUCCAUUUUCUUGCAGGCCACGUGGGUGUGUCAUCAGUUGCGGUACGCGCCAUUUUGGGAGCACGUGGAGGACAUCGUGGAGCUCAUGACGCCUGUGAUGCAGCUGUUACGCCAUUUGGACAGAGGGGGGCGUGUGAUGAGUCGCAUGUGGUCGUGGGCACUUGCCAUGGUCGACAGGGUGGCGAGGGUGAGACUGAACAGGACGUCGAGGGAGGAGCUCAACAUCGUUGUUCAGGCUUGUCAGGCGCGGGCCGGGUACGUUCUGCCAUGGGAGGACGUUGAGGAGGAGACAGAGGACAACAUUCCUCCACCUCGUGACGAGGGUGUUCGGCCAGCUCACCGAGUCACGGAGGCGCAGCUCAAGCGGCAGGUGCAGCGCGGGCGAAAGGAUCGACUUUCCAAGGCUCCGCCCAUCGUCGAGACAUAUUUCGGUCGCCGCGCCACGGUGCUCAUGCUGACUGAGUUGGACGCCGUGUACGAUCCCGAGUCGCAUCCUAUGGCUCAGGACCUGAUGGAGGCGGAGCCGUGGUCCGAUCCAGACGACCUGGCACUGGAGUCUGAGCCCGGAGAUUCUGAUGAUGGUGGCGACGAUGUUUCUCUCGCAGAGAUGUUGCGUCCUCGGACACGUGCUUCCACGACAUCCGCUGCGCAGCAUCCUCCUCCCCCUCCACCUCCGCCCCCGAGUGCACGUCCUUCCAGUGCAUCCACUGCGCAGCAUCCUCCUCCCCCUCCACCUCUGCCACCGAGUGUGCGUGCUUCCACUGCAGCCGCUGCACAACAUCCCCCUCCACCUCCAUCUCCGCCUUCGAGUGGUCGUGCUCCCACUGGAGCCGCUGCGCGGCAUCCCCCUCUACCUACAGAUCGUCCGGGACAUGGCGAGAAGGGGACUCGCGAGAUUGUUGACAAUCGAGACGACGACGACGACGAUGAUAGAGAGGGGUACGAGGGCAGCAGUGAGGACGAGGAUGAUCCCGCCUAUUCCCCGAGAUGCGGACGUGGUGACGACGACGAGGGCGACGAUGGUACACAGGCUGCAGGUGGUUUGCGGAGGUCGGAUCGACAUCGUGCCGACCGAUGCAGUGGUGCGGGCAGGGGAGACAAUGGUGCAGGCAGGGGUGUGGGGGGAGCAGGCCGUGGUGGUGGAGGACGGGCGAGGCGAGAGUCUGCAUCCUCCACUCACACUAUGCACUGGUUUGAUGAGGGUGCCGCGACAGGAGAGGUUGGCGCCGAGGCCGCUCCCUCCGCUGGAGAGUUCGCAGCGGCGUCUGAGGAGGUCGCAGGGGGCUUUGCAGAGGUUGCUGGCGAGGCUGCGCAGGUUGGGAGGGCUUCUGCGCAGUUGGGUGUCAGUUUCAGUGGUAUUCUUGAUGUUUUGUUGGGGCUUCCUCUGACACCGGCAGGCGAGCAUGGCAGUGGUGACGCAGGGGCUACGCCCGUCAGUCAGAUACUCCAAAAUGUACCUUCAUGCAGCAUGGGUGACAUCAGUAGCAGCAUGUUGCAGGAGGCAGCAGCGGGGACACAGGGUUCGUCGGGGCAGGAGGAGUGUGCAGCAGGGGACGGUGGGGAUUGUCGACAUGAGCAGGAGCGAGCGCCAGAGUCGGAGCAGAACAGGAUCGACCGCGAGGAGAGGGAGAGGGCGCACGACUUGGCUAGCCAUUGCGAGAUGACACAGAGUAUUGCGUCGAGGGAACGGGCAGAGCGGAUGCUCGAGACGGGCGGUGGUGAGGGUCAUCAUGUGACGGACGAUGCAGUGCUUGAGUGUGGAGGCGCGGGCGCCGGGGAUGCAGGCGAGAGACCUGCGUCACCGGCUCAGGGUUUUUGUAUAUUGCCUAUCGGUGGAGCCAUGACGGCGGGGGAGUUCGAGCGGCAGGCGUCGAGGAGGUUCACGACAGAGGGCCCAGCUUACGUGCCCUGCAGCCCGUCACUGCCAUCGUCCACCACUGGUGCCACUACCUCCGUACAUGCUGAGGGUCCAGUCACAGGACGGAUUACCGCACCGGCACCUGCAGAGUCUCCUUCUCCCAAAUCACGGAAGAAGAAGAUGAGAGCAGGUAAGAGUCUCAGUACUGUAAGGAGGGUGACGCAUGCGAUGCGGGAGACUCAGCCCGGGCUGGCCGGUUUAUAUCCGCGGACUCGGGAGGCAUUGGCCCUGGACGUUGUCGCGGAGACAGUAGGUUGGCGGAAGAGGGGCUCCAGUCGGGCAACGGAGCAGCCCAUCACAGCACCUGCUGAGGCGGAGAUGCGCACAACAGGUAGGGGGGAGGAGGCAGAGCACAGCGGCCCCCCCGGGAGGAGCAUGGUCGGACGUAUAUUGGGGGAGGAUGUGAGGACGGUGCCGGCACAACGACCGUUACAGGCAAGAGUCAUUUUGGAGUCUGGUACCGAUGAUUUGGAGAUGCCUCGUGGCCAGCGGAGGAGGGCUUCCGUGUACGACCUUCUUCGAGCACAGCACGGGGUUGACGCGGCGCCACAGGGGGCGGUUCAUGCUCCGGAUACAGCGCACGGGCCGGUAGGCGGCACAGGUGGCGGCGACGGUGUCAGAGGUGCGGUGCCGCAGAGGAGGAGGAAGGACAUUGUGGACGACGAUGAUGUUUAGUCCCACCAUUAGUCCUCUUUCAUCCUGUAUUUCUUAGUAGUGUAUAUUAUACUUAGUGCUUCGGAUGACGUGAUGUGUUCAUACGUGUAAUGUUUAUUAGAUUU
Messenger RNA from Chara braunii, 4367 nucleotides. Lineage: Eukaryota; Viridiplantae; Streptophyta; Charophyceae; Charales; Characeae. The record is from the annotation of a GenBank genome assembly.